Molecule: messenger RNA, 1510 nt
Organism: Desarmillaria tabescens
Lineage: Eukaryota; Fungi; Basidiomycota; Agaricomycetes; Agaricales; Physalacriaceae
Product: proline-rich protein
Exons: 4
Coding region: 161-1510 (449 amino acids)
Source: RefSeq, a predicted model, not a curated record
GGUAGAUUAAACCUUAGCCGAAGCUGGGGUUUAGACCAGCUGAGGCUCUACUUAAAUACACAAUGAUAUGCCUAAAAAUAGUACUGUAAGAAUGCAUCUGUACUGAUUGCAAGAAAGAAGCAUAUGACGUGAAGAAAACAUGUAAGCAAAAGGAAAGAAAAUGAAUAACCGUAACAUGCCAGAAGAGGAUGGCUCGGUGACUGACAGCAGCAGUGACAAUGACAGGGAGGAUCAGCUGAAGGACGAUGAUGGAGAUGAUGACAAUAGCAAUACAUUGACUCAACGGCCCAGCAAAAAAGCGAGGACAGAGGAUGAGAACAUCCCAACAAUCACUGCAUACAUCGAGGUUGUUGCUCCAGGACGUACACUCAGAGCAAAGCCCACUGUUGAGCAUCAUGGCCCCUUCUUUUUCUCUCUUGGCGACUCACAAUCUACCUUCCUCAAUGCUCUUGCAUCUGCUGCUGUUCCUGAAGGCCAUUCCGCAUCUGCAUCCGCAAUAAAUCAGAAGAAGUUGACGUGGAAGCAGAAUACGCCCAAGAACGACUCAAAGAAACCUCUUUCAAGCCCAGAUGGAUACAAGGCCCUCAUCUCAGGACUCUCAAAGCUUUCAUCAAAAGGAAAGGAUAUGACAAUCACUGUUUUCCUUCCACCACUUUCAAAGGUGCAAAAACUUCCCUCUGCCAACAUGAAUCUGCAUAAGGACGACGCUGAGCUUGAAGAAUUUUCUCAAGGACCCAUCGGUUCAUCAAUUCACGAACAAAAGGAUCUACUCAAUCACCAAUACGCCAAUGAAAUCAGUGAGAUUUACAGCAUGUACCCCAUUGGGAAUGACCCAUGCUGGCUGCUCAAGCAUGUUUACUGUGAGCCCAGAACUCAGAAUUGCUGGGAGAUCAAUGGGGCGAAUGUUGUUGUCUGGGCAGUAGUGAUAGCUGAGAAACGUACGGACAAAGAUAAACCUCCUGUAAGUAUGCAUUUUGCCCAUGACAGGCGCCUCAAGGCCCCGGCAACUGGUACUCAAGUCUUGAACAAUAUUGAUUCCACCGCUCCCACUGCACCUGUCCUCCCGCCUCAUGCUCUGCCUGGUAUGCAACCGCACUAUCCAUAUGGAUUCCCCCCAUACUAUGGCUAUCCUCCUCCCAUGCUGUUUGCUCUGUAUCCUCACAUGGCACAUGGAGCACACCAUGUUGCACAGCCUUACGGAUACCCCAAUGAUAGGCCCCAUACUCUGUUACUCCAUGAUGUGACCAAUUCCACGCCCAACUCACCCAUGAAAAUGGCACUCCCACGUCCAGUUUCUCUCACAGAGUUUUGUGACCACUAUUUCAUCGAUGAUGAAGAUAAACAGCAUCUGACAAAGCUCAAGUUCCAGCCAGGAGACUGUUGUGUUGAGCAUCUAGGACGUGACGAUUGGCAGGGGUUUGCUGGAUUCUCCAAACUUCUUUGGGACAAUUUUUUAUCGAAGCAUAAGCACUUUAUCCAGGAUGUCAAGAAUGGAUUUUGGGACGUAUAG